AUGGCUCAAGGGAAAUUGAAGCUUAAGAGUAAAGCUCCAGCAAGAGUCACUAAAAAGCAAAAGAAUACCGCAAAGGCUGCAGCACCCAGAGUUUACAAGGCAAGAACCGUUCAAGCCAAACACGCUGAGAAAUUAACCAAGAUUCAAUCUGGUCAAUUGGUGUCGUCCACCGAGAAGCUUAUUGCCAGUAGAGUUGGUCAUUUGGAACUUAUCAAAGGAUCUAGAAGAGAAAUCGAAAGAAAGGACAAAGAAGCCAAGAAGAAAAUGGCCGCAAAGAAGUAG
Messenger RNA from Dujonia railenensis, 282 nucleotides. NCBI's taxonomy places the organism in Eukaryota, Fungi, Ascomycota, Pichiomycetes, Serinales, Debaryomycetaceae. The record is from the annotation of a GenBank genome assembly.